Molecule: messenger RNA, 3066 nt
Organism: Python bivittatus (Burmese python)
Lineage: Eukaryota; Metazoa; Chordata; Lepidosauria; Squamata; Pythonidae
Gene: GABPB1
Product: GA binding protein transcription factor subunit beta 1
Biological process (GO): positive regulation of transcription by RNA polymerase II
Cellular component (GO): nucleus
Molecular function (GO): transcription cis-regulatory region binding; protein binding
Source: RefSeq, a predicted model, not a curated record
CCGGGCGCCCCCCGCCCUGGUCUCCAGGCGUUCACACGUUGCCUCCGACGCGGGUCGUGUCUGUCCCCUCCCCCUCCUGGAGCAUGCGCUGCCCGCCGCAAGCUCGCCAACCCUGCGCUCCCGGGCACCCUGGUACCGGACACCCUUUUUCCUCCCUCCGGUUACGGCGUUGAUCGCCUCCCGUAGCAGCCACUUGGCCGUGCGCUCACGUGUGGAAGCUCUUUCUUGUAUAACAAAAAAAAACAAAAACAAGUUGGGGGUUUAAGUCAGGGGGUUUAGGCCGCGGGGAGGGGUACAAGGAAGGGGACGGGGAAGAGCGCAGGGAAGGCGGGGGAUCCACCACCGUGGCUGGGGUGGGGCUGCUCACUUUGCCAGGAAUAGCCCACCCUCUGCAAGGAAGCGGGUCCCCUGCUGUGGGAUUGGCAGCAGCUUGAAGACACCUUGACCGUGCCUGCUCCCUGUUCAUUCUUUGGGAGGAAACGGGGGGGGGGGGAAUGGAAAGUGCUUCCAGGCGCGGCUGGUGCGAGCUGCAGUGAGGGGAGCCUCUGGCCUCUUUGGAGUUUUCUUCAUGCUCCUCCCAUUCCAGGAAACCCAUGGAACUGCUUCCCACCAGACAUGUGCUUGGGUGCCAUGACUCCAUAAGUACAACCCUUUUUCCCCCCUCUGUCACGCGUCUCUUUAGCUCAUGGAUUUCCAUCCAUGAUCUCUCCGCUGUAAUUAAGAGAUCACUCUCUUCUUCCCAAAAGGGGAUUCACAUAUUGAAUUAAGCCCUGGUUGGUUGAGCUGUGGUUUAUGGAUCCCAGAGGCUGGGUUCACCUAUGGUGCUCAACUAAGCGCACUGCCUUUAGUUUACCAUGAUGUCCCUGGUAGAUUUGGGAAAGAAGCUUUUAGAAGCUGCUCGUGCAGGGCAAGAUGAUGAAGUUCGCAUUUUGAUGGCCAAUGGAGCACCUUUUACUACAGAUUGGCUGGGAACAUCUCCUCUUCAUCUAGCAGCACAAUAUGGGCACUAUUCAACCACGGAAGUGUUAUUACGAGCAGGUGUAAGUCGAGAUGCUAGGACCAAAGUGGAUAGAACACCACUUCAUAUGGCAGCUUCAGAAGGCCAUGCGAGCAUAGUAGAAGUUUUGCUGAAGCAUGGUGCUGAUGUAAAUGCAAAGGACAUGCUGAAAAUGACUGCUCUGCAUUGGGCCACGGAGCACAAUCAUCAAGAAGUAGUGGAACUCUUAAUAAAGUAUGGAGCAGAUGUCCAUACACAAAGUAAAUUUUGCAAGACAGCAUUAGACAUUGCCAUAGACAAUGGAUAUGAAGACUUGGCAGAAAUUCUACAGAUCGCAAUGCAGAACCAAAUCAACACGAAUCCAGAAAGCCCUGAUACAGUGACAAUUCAUGCAGCAACGCCACAGUUCAUCAUUGGACCUGGUGGUGUUGUGAAUCUAACAGAUGACAGUGGAGUGUCUGCUGUCCAGUUUGGUAAUUCCUCAACAUCAGUGCUGGCAACUUUGGCUGCCUUAGCAGAAGCUUCAGCUCCACUGUCCAACUCAUCAGAAACGCCAGUUGUGGCAACAGAAGAAGUUGUGACCGCUGAAUCUGUGGAUGGUGCAAUUCAGCAAGUAGUUAGUUCUGGAGGUCAGCAGGUCAUUACCAUAGUAACUGAUGGGAUUCAGCUUGGAAAUCUUCAUUCCAUUCCCACCAGUGGAAUGGGUCAACCCAUUAUAGUGACCAUGCCAGAUGGGCAGCAAGUUCUCACAGUACCAGCCACAGACAUUGCAGAGGAAACAGUAAUCAGCGAAGAGCCUCCAAUCAAGAGACCAUGUAUUGAGAUAGUUGAAAAUCGGGUGGAAUCGGCAGAAAUAGAAGAAAGAGAGACGUUACAAAAACAGCUGGAUGAGGCCAAUCGAGAAGCGCAGAAGUAUCGCCAGCAACUUCUGAAGAAAGAGCAAGAGGCAGAAGCUUAUAGGCAGAAGUUGGAGGCAAUGACCCGCCUCCAGACUAACAAAGAAGCUGUUUGAAUGGACAAAGUGAGCAUUCUAUUAAACAGGUUAAGAAAACUGCAGUACAAUCUGGGUCUGCCUAACACAUAGGUGUAGAACUGAGAUUCUUUGUCAAAGAAGAUGCUACUGGACUUAAGCCAUGAGCUCUGGUGAUUUUCUUGUAUCAUAAAAAAAAACUCAGAAUUUAGACAUUUUGUGCAAAAAUAUUUAAAAAAGAAAUACUGUAAAUAGUUUUUUUUUUUUUUACUAGUUCAAAAAUUAGUUGUAUAAUCUUUUUGGAAGGGAUCCACAAACCUGCAAUGCCAAUGUUUUUGUGACUUUUUUGAUUUUACUAUGAAUCUGCUGAGAUACAGAACAGUUUUAAGGGUGAUAACUGUUGAUUUAAACCACGCUGUGUAAAUGAAUUAUGUGACAGAACCAAUCUUGAAAGCUACAAAUUAGAUCUCUGACUAAAUUCAUUUACUGAUUAUUAUCCUUUGUACAGCUUUAAAGGAGUUGGCCAGGGCCUCCAAACAAUGCCCCCUUUUUUUAGGAAAAAAAGUGUAAUUUUUUAUAUUUAAUUCCUGAUAUAUUCAAGUAGAUUGACAUGUAUAUGAAGCUGAUAUUUUUAAAAAUUUUCAGUUUGUACAUAUGCUGCAUGUUUUUUUAUAAUUUCUAUAUACAUCUUACAUAAGUAUUUUUCAGGAAAGAGGAUGGAAAAUUAUGAGAAAAAAAUAUUUAACCUCUAGGUCAUAGGGGGUAGGGGGUGGGGGAAGAAGCCGGUGAAUAACUGUGGGUCGAUUGUUUUCUUUUAUAUUGGGAGUCGCAUUUCUUAGAGGAAUGUAACUUGGGAGAAGAAAAAGAAAACAAAAACCAGUAUUUAUGUAAUAUAUUAAUUAUAUGAAAAUAUUACCGUUAGCGCAGCCAAUCAUAUUUCCAGGUGACUAACCAAGCUGGGCUGGGAUAAUUCUGCAGAUGGAGAUCAAGUUUCAAGAGUUUCUCCCUGAAGCUCUUGAGCUUAACCUCUCCCCUACUAUGCUACCACCUGCUGGACAGGAUGUUAACAUUUAUGUUACAGCACCAAAAAAAAAAAAAA